This is a messenger RNA of Symbiodinium sp. CCMP2456, 7012 nucleotides long. The record is from the annotation of a GenBank genome assembly. Lineage: Eukaryota; Dinophyceae; Suessiales; Symbiodiniaceae.
GAUCUAUGACCUCAUGGACGUGCACGAGAGGGCCACGAAGUGGAUGUCGGCAAGAGCAUGGCGACUACUUGUAGAAAUCGCAGAGGCAGCGAUAAUUGCUACCCUCUCGCUGGCGAUGACUCAGCUCGUCGUGCUUCUGCUGCUUUUGACCUGCUACAGCUACAAAAGGCACCCGUACGGCACCCGCGCCAAGGCCCGACCGGUGUGGGUACGUAUCAUCCUCUUCGCGGCCGUGAUCAAAGGGACACAUGCCGGAUAUGGCGAUGAGGUCAAGCCCAAGCUCAGCCCAAUGGGCAUCCCGCUCCCCACAGACCUGGAGCUGUGGAUGAGUGGGCAGGCGACUAUGAGGGAGCAGCUUGCAGCUGCUUUUGAAAGACAUGUGGCGACCAUGCCACUGGAGCACAACAGUGAAGUGGCGCCGCCACCGGACUUCACUGUGCCCAUACCAGAAGCCCCUCCUCCGCCGCCUCCACAGCUACAGCCGCAUGAGCACUGGAUCAACAGGGAGGAGCCAGCCACAACCCACAUCUCCUUCUGGAUCUGUGCGCCGUACUACGAGUCCAUGUCAUUGGAUGUGGCGAUGAGCUUCCCCCUCACCAUCAACCGUGUCUUCGAGGCCAUCCAGAACUCAGCGAUUGAUAUGCCAACUGACAUCCUCGACCACCCGGUUGCCGUAACACCUCAACCUGAUGAAGCCUUUGGAUCAGUGUUGAUGAUCCCGACAUGGAUCAGGAUGUCCGGCAAGACAGCAGUUGUGCUGGAUGGAAGACAUGUUGGAGCGGGCAUCUUCGCGGCCUACUUUGAGGGGCCCCUUACAAGACGAGGUCUGCUUCAGAAGAUUGGGAUGGGACCUGAUGCCGGCAUCUCGAUCUUUCUUUUCGGUUCGCUGCAGCCGAUGAACGACGAGCAAAGGGAGCCACCAAGCCAGGGCGGCCUUAUUCUCUUCCUCCGGCGAGGCGAAGUGCCAGAGUGGGCCACGGAGCUCGACACGAGGCUGACGGACACAACCAGAUGGAGGCCCGAUGUCGACCACCCGCAGCACCUACCAGGCCGCCACAUCGAGUUCCAAGGAGAAGAGCAGACUUUCCUCCACCUCCUGGACAGAACUGUCCCACCGGACCCGCAACGAAUGGCGGACCACGCCUUUGGGGCCAGCCAAGGGGACGUGUGGAUCAGAGCCCCCACCCAAAGACCUAUGCGUAUGUAUGCCAGGGGAAAGAGAGUCCACUCCAUUAUUGCGGUGCUUGGUGCUGGACGCUAUCCCAGGGACACCACGAAGGUCGUUUUUCUUGACACCAGACCCAUUGGGCUCUGGCCGCAAUGGGUGGCAAUACCUGGAGAUUUCCUUGACCCGGGAGCUUACGCCGAAGGCCUCCAAAUCCCUUAUAUUGAAGGAUACUCCCUGGUCAUCAAAGGAGGCCGACGACACCGGGAUGGCGUGAGGAUCCGUGUCCUAGACGGGGAGGUCAUCGAGCUCCUCCUGAGAAGAACCGAUGAGGAGAGGGCCCUUUUGGACCGCCUCCCCCUCGACCGGUCAAUGAAGACCGAAGUCGCUCUCCUAGGAGAGAAGGGCCGCAAAAUGGCAGCCAAGAUGAGUGCCCUGAAGCUAGCCGACCAUGUCGCGCCCUAUGUCCCUCAUUUCGACCUCACAGAACAAUGCCUCCGCCUACCACACAAAGGCUAUGACCUACAGGCCCUGACAACACCAUGGGGCACGGGAUGGUUGUCAUGGUCUUUUGACGGAGUCAACGUCAAGCAGGCCACCAAGGACGCCAUGCAGGACGCCCCCAACUGGCCGGACCUCUUUCGACGUGCAGGCCCGACUGAUAGCAUCGAGUUCCACGUGUACACUGAUGGUUCGGCCAACGGCAGACAAGAUCGCAGCGGCUACGGGGUUGUUGUCCUGCUCAAAGUCGGGGUCGCCUAUGCUUUACUUGGCCUCUUCGGAGGUCAGCUGCUGGGAAACCCUGAUAAUGUUUGGCCUCUGCAGGAACCGGCCGCCCUCCGAGGGGAACAGGUAGCCCUAGCGGCUGCACUGCUAUGGGCACUGCAGUUUUCCCAUGUCCUGCAGCACGCGACAUGCCACAUCCACUACGACUGCACGGCGGCGGGCAAAGCGGCGACGGGUGAUUGGCAACACCCUGACUUUUUCAGUGAGAAAAUCCACCACCUCGAGCUCUUCUCCCGAGACUGCAUUGCUGGUGGUAUACAAAUGUCGCACGUCGCUGCACACAACGGGGACCCAUGGAAUGAGUUGGCGGAUGAGAUUGCCAAGGCUGCGGCUGCAAAAAGGGGGGCCAUCUGGCAGCCCCCACACAAUGCCAUCGAGACCUUCCUGAACACCGACAUCUCUUGGCUUGCAGCGGCCCAUCAUGCAACCAUCCAUGGAACCCUCCCCAUCUAUGAUGAUGAGCUGCGAUGGUCGCCAGAAAAUCCGCCCUUUGAAGAAACCACCCCCCUCAAGCCCUCCCAGAUCGUCCCGACGGUCUCGGAAGCCUGGGGCCAAGGGAAGGACCCACAUGACUUCUCUUUAACUGUGGCUACCUUGAACUCUCAAGGGAUGGCUGGGAAGCACAGAUACUAUGAGGAGCAAUUGGACGAGCUCAAAUGCAACAUUUUCUUCGUCCAGGAGCACAAGGGCGACUCCAGUGUUUGUCUUUCUAAGCGCUAUACGCGCUUACACACUGCCGGGAACAAGCACUGGGGAGUUGGCGUCUGGAUCAGCAAAAACUACGGCAUUCUCUCUAUUGAUGGAAAGCCGCUCAAAGCUGACUUGGCAGACAUCAGCAUCCCCUAUGAAGACGAGCGACUCUUGAUUGCCACAGUCCUCCUUGGCGGGGCAAAGGUCGUCUUGGUAUCGGCUCAUUGCCCACACGCGGCAAAACAACAGGAGGCUGAGGACUUCCUGGCGAACCUGGAGACCCAGUUACGAGCCGUCCUCCCAGCGCACAUGAUCAUCGUGGGGACGGACCUGAAUGGUCGGCUCCCGUGUCCUUUCGGGCGGGUUACUGGUGACCUGUCAGAUGGGCACCCGGACCUCAUUGGAGCCAAAGCAGCAAGCAUCUGCCAAGAGUUUGCUCUAUGGGCCCCGGCCACGUACCACUCCCUACACAAGGGACCAACGGCCACAUACCGUCACCCUAUGGGAGGUGAGCACAGGAUCGACUACAUCCUCAUCGGUGGCCGUGCACAAUGCCAUCAAGUUCGCAGCGAGAUCUCCAAGACCUUCGACACCAUGAACGCCAACGACGACCACUCGCUGUCUGUGGUGCAUAUGGUGGGCACAUGGAAGCACCAAGGCCGCCGAGCAAGACUAUGGAGGCCCCGCUAUGACACCGUCAAGCUCCGCAGUUCUGCUGGCAAACAACUGGUUGCCCUCGAGAUGGGGAAAUACAUUCCCCCACCCUGGAAUGUACACCCGGACGCCCACUGCCAGCACUUGCAGGAUCACCUCAACGGGAUCCUCCACCGGCAUUUCCAAAAGCCGGCAAAUGCCCCGCAAGCAAGCUACAUCCCGGAAUUCAUCUGGGAUAUCCGGCUACAGAAACUGCGCCUGAAGAAGGAGGCGACACCACGGAGGCAAAUCUGGCAUCGGCCCAUCAAAGCAGCCUACGAAGCCUGGCGAAGCGGGCACCCCCUGGCCGUGCCCCCUGCAUCCAAGAAGGAGAUCCUCCUGCACGGGAUUGUCGCCCUGGCUAUAAAGUUCGCCACCUACCGCAUUAAGAUCGGUAUCAGGCGGGCCAAGAGCGACUUCCUGAAGCAAAUGGCCAAGGGCCCGGAGCCAACUACAGGCGCCAGCCACAUGCUGGGCAACCUUCGUCGAGCCGGGGUAGGCAAGUCAGCCCACAAGCCGUACCAGAAGCAGCUCCCCCUCCUGCUUGACGAUCAGAACCAGCCGACCGCGAGCAAGGAGGACCGGGACAUGGUUUGGCUAAAGCACUUCGGAGCCCAAGAAUGCGGCCAAAUCCUCCCCGUCCACACCCUUGCCGAGACGCCGCAUCCGAAGAUCGUGCAAGAUCGAGAGUUGGAAUGGACGAUGGGCAGCCUCCCUUCCAUCGACGAGCUGGAAAAGGCCUACCGCCGGGCCCCCUUCAACAAAUCAGCCGGCUUGGAUGGGAUCCCUGGCGAACUCCUGAAAGCCGCCCCUGCCGCUCUGGCUCGCAACAGCCACGCUUUGAUGACCAAAACAGUCCUGACUCUCCAGCAGCCGCUCCAAUGGAGGGGAGGGGUCCUUUACUCUGCGUGGAAGAGGGCUGGAAACCCUGCUAUGGCCGAGUCCCACCGGUCGUUGUUUAUUAGCAGCCUUCUGGGAAAAUCCCUCCACCGCCUGAUGAAGGACAAGGUCGCCCACAACAUCGAGAACUCACUACAUCCCCUUCAUAUGGGCUCUCGACGGGGCGCUCCGGUCACAUACCCCGCGAUGGCCAUCUUGUCCCACCUACGGGGUACAAUCCGGCGGAAGCAAUCCGCCGCCAUCCUCUUCUUGGACACCAAGGCUGCAUAUUAUAUGGUAGCCAGAGAGAUGGCCGUGGGAAAGAUCUAUGACGACCAAACCAUCGCCCAUGUCUUUCGUCGUUUCCAGCUGGACCCGGAGGAUAUCCACGAGCUCUACAAGGCAAUUGCCGAGGGCGGCGUCAUGGCGGACUUCGACAUGGACCCUGUGGUGCGGCAUGUGGCGAAGGACUACCACCACAGGGCAUGGUUUACAUCGCACUACGGCGACGGGUCUCGCAUCUGCAUGACGCGGGCUGGAUCGCGACCGGGAGAGAGCUGGGCAGACUGCAUUUUUGCAGCCGUCUACAGCCGCGUGCUCUAUCGGGUCGCUGAAAUGGCCCAGGCUGAAGAGCUGAUCGACCCUCACUGCUUUGACCCCACCCUCGGCAUUUUUGCUCAAGGUGAUGGUCACGAGCGCGUCUGGAUCAAUGACAGCACCUGGGCAGACGACUCUGCUUUCCCCCUGAAGGAUGCCAGCCCGGUUGCGCUUUUGAAGAAGGCAUCGCGCCUUUCCUCGCUGGUACUUUCGCGGUGCUAUGAGUUGGGCAUGGUGCCAAACCUGAAACCGGGCAAAACCUCACUAUUGCUCAGGAUUGCAGGAAAGGGAUCGGCCGCAGCAAAGCGGCUCUUCUUUCCGGAGGGCAAGCCUCAGAUCUACCUCAGCGACCUCCAGGUCAACAUCGCCACCGCCCCGGUCUACACCCAUCUCGGAGGCGUCCUGGAUCAUCGAGGAUCUAUGCUCCCGGAGACGAGGCGGCGUCUGGCCAUUGCCUCGACAUCCUUGGACGAGGGCAAGGUCCUUGUCUAUGGCAACAAGACGAUCGACCUCCCUGCGCGGGUCGCUGUCUUCGAGGCGGCAGUACGACCCACCCUCUUCAACCUUUCGCUCUGGCUGAUCCGCGGCCCGGCGUGGACAAAGCUUGAACUAGGUUAUGCACGGCUGCUACGACGGCUCCUGGCCACGCAUUUCCAAGGAGAGGCUCUUUUCAAAUUGCCCUCUCAGCUGGUUUAUGCCCUCACGGACAGCCUUCCCCUGCACAUGGUUGCUCGCAAGAUGCGUUUCGCUCUUCUGUGCUCUAUGGCCCUCACGGGACCCCCUGGACUGUGGGCGAUGCUCCAAUGGGAGAUGGAGUGGUGCGAGCAGAUGCAGCGCGACCUGGAAUGGCUUUAUGCCGGCGACUCGGCCCAUUGGCCACAACCGUGCGGGGCCAGCUGGCCGGAAUGGUGGCGACUACUGCGCUGUUCUACCAAGCGAGUAAAGGCCCGAGUCCAGAAGCAGCUGGACACGGAUUUCGCCACCUACUGCAGCUACCACCUUCGCAAACUGGGCCUGUGGGCCCUAUACCGACAAGCAGCCCGGGCGCUCCCUGGGAUACCGGUACAGCGGACAUGGUGCUGCCGUCCAUGCGGCAAAAGUUUUGCCAAGAAGGCACAGCUAGCGGUCCAUUUCUUCAAGGUGCAUGCCCGAAGAGCCUCGCACCGCCUAAAUGUGGAAGGGACAGUCUGCCGAGCUUGUGGGCGUCAAUACUGGUCAGCCAACCGGCUGAUGAUCCACCUACGUGACUCUGCUACUUGUGUGGCGACCCUACGGGGGCUUGGGCACCACAACGAAGAGCCAUGCCCAGGAAUGGGCAGCAAGCGAUGGAAGCAGAGAGAUGUGGACCAGUACACGCCCGCACUCCCGAAGCAAGUCCAGGAGGGCGUGUCAGCUACCGGAGGCGAGGUUUGGGACCGAACCCAAAAAGAGGCGCACCGGGCACUGUCCGAUGCACUCCUCGUCUCGGAUCUCCCCUCCCAAACGGCGACAGUCCAGGACAGCAUCGGCAAGAUCCUGGGUUCCUUCCCCCUGUACGAGCAGGAGGAGCAGGACAUCGCGGGCGCUGUCUACCAGGAGGCGCGGGAGAUUGUCGCGGCGGACCUCAAUGACUACUGGUCCCGGCCGCAGCUUGAGGCCAUGCAGACCGCCCUGCAGGCCUUCAUGUCUGGAACAUGCCCCUCCACGCCGGGGGCACAGACGAUCGUCCAGGACCAGUUUUCUUACGACGACUUUCUUGAAAAGGAGGAUGCCAUUGACUGGGGACGCUUGCGGGCGUCCCUCCAGUCCCCUCACGAGACCAAGACGGAGACGGUUGUCAUUCUGGUUGGGCCCUUGGAAGCUGUGUGGAGCCCUGGCAGAGACUUUCUUCGCAACACAGCCGUGAAAGCGUUUCCUGAAGCCCUCCUCCCCCAGAGCAUUAGGCGAGCUUGGGACACUAUCACGACGGGUGGUAGCGUACAGGUCCUAGCUCCGCCCGCAUUCUGGGGUUCCUAUUUGGCCAAGCCCUUUAGCCCGCUGGCGGCGUGCCAAAAGCAAAGAUCUCGAGAACGGCGUCAGUCCGCAGAAUCCAACUACAUCCUGAUCCCGACACAAUGCAUCCCAAGCCCAACACUGAUCUUGAUCACCGAGGCUGCAGCGGAUCAUGUCCAGCACCCCCUCCUCCGGAAGAAGGGAGCCGGAGCAAGCAAAGUGGUUCUGUAG